Molecule: messenger RNA, 3114 nt
Organism: Populus euphratica (Euphrates poplar)
Lineage: Eukaryota; Viridiplantae; Streptophyta; Magnoliopsida; Malpighiales; Salicaceae
Product: probable receptor protein kinase TMK1
Exons: 2
Coding region: 2-2833 (943 amino acids)
Biological process (GO): protein phosphorylation
Molecular function (GO): protein kinase activity; ATP binding; protein binding
Source: RefSeq, a predicted model, not a curated record
UAUGUGUUUUCAUUCAAUAGCCUUUCUUUCCCCUACCUUUCUCACUUGUUUUGUCCCAAUGGGUCACCACCACCCUUUCCUCUUCUCCCUCCUCCUCCUCCUCCUCCUCCUCCUCCCCACCGCCACAGCCGACGACGGCGCCACCAUUCUUAAGCUGGCCAACUCUAUAACCCCAUUACCCUCCGGCUGGUCCGCAAAAUCCUCCACCACUUUUUGUUCCUGGCAUGGUAUAAACUGUGAUUCUUCCAAAUCAAGAGUCACGUCCAUUUCUCUCUCAAAACUCAGCCUCUCAGGCACUCUUCCUCCAGAAAUAUCUACCCUUUCUGAACUACAAUCUCUGUCUGUACAGGGAAACCAGCUUUCUGGGGAUCUCCCAUCCCUCGCGAACUUAACGAAUUUGCAAUACAUUUUCUUGGAUUCCAACAAUUUCACGUCCAUCCCUCCUGGUUUUUUUCAAGGAUUAACGGGUUUGCAAACGUUAAGUAUUGGAAAUAAUGUUAAUUUGUCUCCGUGGCAGCUUCCAACUGAUUUAGCUCAAUGUACUAGUCUGACAACGUUAACAGCCAAUGAUUGUCAACUUUUUGGUUCUAUUCCUGAUGUUUUUGGGUCGUUACCAAGUUUGCAGAAUUUGAGACUGAGUUAUAAUAAUUUGACGGGGGUUUUGCCACCUUCUUUUGCGAAUUCUGGGAUACAGAAUUUGUGGUUGAAUAAUCAGCAAAUUGGGUUAACUGGGAGUAUUGAGGUGAUUGGAUCGAUAACUCAGUUGUCUCAGGUUUGGCUUCAUAUGAAUCAGUUUACGGGUCCUAUACCAGAUUUGACAGAAUGUAAGAGCAUUUUUGAUUUGCAGUUGAGGGAUAAUCAGUUUACAGGGAUUGUGCCUGCGUCGUUGGUUUCUUUGCCGAAUUUAGUGAAUGUUUCUUUGUCUAAUAACAAAUUCCAAGGACCUGUGCCUCAGUUUCCCCCGUCUGUUAUCACUGUUAAAAAUGAAGGGAUUAACAAAUACUGUGCAGGUCCUGGGGUUCCUUGUGACGCUCUGGUGAUGACAUUGCUCGAGAUUGCUGGGGGAUUUGGGUAUCCGUCGACAUUGUCUGAUAAGUGGGACGGUAAUGAUGCUUGUGGUUGGCCCCUUGUUACUUGUGACGUUGGGAAGAAGAACGUUGUUACUGUGAAUUUGGCAAAGCAGCAAUUUACGGGGAGUAUCUCUCCAUCAUUUGCCAAGCUCUCUUCUUUGAAAAGUUUGUAUCUCAAUGAGAAUAACUUGACGGGUUCAAUUCCUGGUAGCUUGACCAAGCUGCCAGAGCUAGAAACCCUUGACGUUUCCAACAAUAACCUAUCAGGAAAAAUUCCCGAGUUUCCAGGCUCUGUGAAAUUAAUUACAAAGCCGGGGAACCCAUUCUUAAGGACAGAUGUAGAUACUUCCAGUGGAGGAACUACCAAUGGCACUUCCAAUGGAGGAACUACCAGUGGAGGAAGCAGUGCAGGUAGUACCAAGAUACCUGGUGGUGUGAUUGCAGGCAUCAUUGUUGCUGGUGUCAUCUUUAUUGUUGUCCUGUCAUUUGUCUUUUAUAAAUAUAAGAAACGAGAUCCCAAAUCUGGGAAGGAGUUGAAAUGGGAUGGUGGAAAGGCAUUUUUCAAAAAUGAAGUUGCAGGUGGAGGGAAUGGUUAUAAUAAGGUCCCUAUUGCAUUGCAUAGCCAGAGCAGUGAUGGUGAUAACAGCAAAAAUAUUUUUGAGGGUGGGAAUGUUGCUGUGCCCAUUGAAUUUCUUCGACAAGUGACUGAUAAUUUUCAUGAGAUCAAUAUUAUAGGAAGAGGUGGUUUUGGAGUGGUUUAUAGAGGAGAGUUGCAUGAUGGAACUAAGAUUGCUGUGAAGAGAAUGGAAUCCACAGUGAUGGGAAACAAAGGUAUGAGUGAGUUUCAAGCAGAGAUUGCGGUGCUUACAAAGGUUAGGCAUAGACAUCUAGUUGCUCUCUUAGGUUAUUGUAUAAAUAGCAACGAGAGACUCUUGGUCUAUGAGUAUAUGCCACAAGGAACACUAGGACAGCAUCUAUUUGAAUGUCACGAUUACAGGUACACUCCACUUACAUGGAAGCAGCGGAUCACAAUUGCACUGGAUGUGGCAAGAGGAGUUGAGUAUCUGCACGGUUUAGCACAGCAGAGUUUCAUUCACAGAGAUUUGAAAACUUCAAACAUUCUUCUUGGGGACGACAUGAGAGCCAAAGUGGCAGAUUUUGGUUUGGUUAAAAAUGCACCAGAUGGGAAGUAUUCUGUGGAAACACGAUUGGCAGGCACAUUUGGUUAUCUUGCACCUGAGUAUGCUGCUACUGGAAGAGUGACUUCAAAGGUGGAUGUUUAUGCCUUUGGAGUUGUUCUGAUGGAGAUUAUAACUGGCAGAAAAGCAGUGGAUGACACUAGGCCAGAAGAGGCAGCUCAUCUGGUCACAUGGUUCCGCAGGAUCCUGAUCAACAAGGAGAACAUUCCAAAGGCAAUUGAUGAGUCUCUAAAACCAGAUGAAGAGACAUUAGCCACCAUUUAUACGGUGACUGAGUUAGCAGGACAUUGCACUGCUCGUGAUCCAUAUCAGAGACCAGACAUGGGGCAUGCAGUGAAUGUAUUGGCACCUCUUGUAAAGCAAUGGAGGCCGACUAGCCAACAAGAGGACCAGAACUGUGGCACCGACCUUGACACCAACCUUCCUGAAACACUGCGAAGAUGGCAAACUGAAGAAGGUACUUCUACGAUGUCUGAUGAUACUUCCUUCACUCAGACCAGGUCAAGUGUUCCCUCAAUGACCUCUGGCUUUUCAGACACAUUUACUUCAAAUGAUUGUCGGUGACAAAAGGAGAUUAAAAUACUUUUGAAGAGGUAAGGUAGAAAGGUGGAGAUUUGUAUCCUUCUCCACUGGCUGGAUUGCCACUAGUGAUUACCAAACUAUACCAAGGCUUCAUUGUAUUUAUUUAUUUUUGUUAUUUUAAUUGGUCCAAAGCUGAACAUUAGAGCUAUUUAGUUUUUUUUUCUCUCUACUGUAGUCGUUGAGGCUACUGAUUGAUUUAGCUACCCUGGAGUCAAAUCAGAAACGGGGAGAAAAGGUGGUGGUAAUAUAUUUCAGGCUCUAUU